AUGAGGAAUUUGAGUAUUACUGAAUGGGCAGCUCCAAUUGUGUGGCAUGACAGUUAUGACCAGUCAGUCUUGGAAAAAUAUUAUGCACACCGGAACAUUACCGUGGGGCUGACUGUAUUUGCUGUAGGAAGAUACCUUCAGUACUAUUUGGGAAGAUUUUUAUUAUCUGCUGAUAAGUUCUUUAUGACUGACCAGAGAGUCAUCAUUUAUAUCAUGACAGACAACUUUUCUAGAAUACCCUGGGUAUCUCUGAAUCGUCACCAUACAUUCAAAGUUUUUCAGAUUAAGCAAGAGAAGAGAUGGCAAGAUGUCAGUAUGAUGCGCAUGAAGACCAUCGGAGAACACAUCGUGGAUCACAUCCAACAUGAAGUUGACUUCCUCUUCUGCAUGGAUGUGGACCAAGUCUUCAGAAACAGAUAUGGUGUGGAAACCCUAGGAGAGUCAGUAGCUCAAUUGCACAGCUUUUGGUAUCAGGAAUAUCCUGACUUGUUUCCUUACGAGAGAAAUGCGUCAUCAGAAGCUGAUAUACCCCGUGGUCAGGGAGACUUUUAUUAUCACGCUGCUGUUUUUGGUGGCACUCCGGCCCAGGUUCUCAGGAUUGUCAGGGAGUGCGCCAAAGGAAUCAUGAAUGACAAGAAAAAUAACUUUGAAGCAGUGCGGCAUGAUGAAAGCCACUUAAACAAGUAUUUCUUUCUCCAUAAACCCACUAACAUCUCAUCACCAGAAUACUGCCGGGCUUCCCCUCUUGGAAGGCCUUCCUGUAUUAAAAGUGUCAGACUUUCUUGGAACUUUAAGAAUUAUGAACUUCUUAGAGGAAAGCAGUAA
Messenger RNA from Fukomys damarensis (Damara mole-rat), 825 nucleotides. RefSeq names its product N-acetyllactosaminide alpha-1,3-galactosyltransferase-like. The record is from RefSeq and is a predicted model, not a curated record. Lineage: Eukaryota; Metazoa; Chordata; Mammalia; Rodentia; Bathyergidae. Gene Ontology annotation, cellular component: vesicle; membrane; Golgi apparatus. Gene Ontology annotation, biological process: carbohydrate metabolic process. Gene Ontology annotation, molecular function: hexosyltransferase activity.